GCUAUUGAACUUCUUCACUGGUCAGACCAUAAGGCUGAGGAUGGCGUGUUCUUUUUCAAGAUGGCUUAUAAUUUUGGUUUUACUGUUAUUGAUUGGUUACUUCCUAGUAUUGCUCAUAACUGUACCGAGCCGCUCUCCUUUAGAAGUGUCAUCGGCUUCUGGACUUUAUUCAUCUAAAUCAUGGCCAGCUUGUGUAGGCGUGAAUGCCACAUCCAGCCAAAAUAGUAUGGUUUUGUACCCAGUCAGUAUGUCAUUCCAGAAACAGACUACCAGCUUGCAUUGGAAAACAAAAACAAACAAAGAUACCAAAGUUUUCUUCAUUCGUAUUCCUAAAACUGGAAGCCGAACAUUAGAGGAUAUAGUAGCACAUCAGCUUCGACAGAAACAAUACAAGAUCUUCAAACUCCAGCCUUCAACGGUGGACGACAAAAUACAUUUCAUCAACAAUCAGAAGGGAAACUGCUUCUUUUCUGCACAUUUUGGAUAUAUCAACUAUGAAUGGCCAAGUCCCCCAAUGGUUAUCAGCCUGGUCCGUGACCCAGUGGAAAGACUCAUGUCUUUAUAUUAUUACGGCAUGUACGGUGAUAAUGCGAACGCAGCAUCCACACUCAGACAUGUCAAAUCAAUGCGCUCUAAAAUGGCACAGGCAAUGGGUGGAAACACUACUGUACCGACCCUGAGUGAGUGUAUUUUGCAAGACCUGCCGUUCUGUACAGAACAUAGGAGACUUUUUACGACCUUAAAGUUUUUCUGCGGGAACGAUCUACGAUGCAGUAACUUGAGUGAAUGGACAUACAACCAAACCGUGAAAAACAUUGAUGCUUCACUUGCCGUGGGAUUAACGGAGGAAUUUGAGGACUACUUGCGUGUUCUAGAACAGCUUGUACCAUCUUUGUUCGAGGGGUUGGUAACAAUCUACAAAAAAACAAACUCUGUAGAAGCUGGAAAAACAUAUGCAACAAAAACGAAGCAUCACAAGGAACCAUUGACACCCCAGGCUCAGGAAAAAUUACUCCACGUACUUCAGAUGGAAUAUCGUAUUUACAACUACAUCAAAAACCGCUUUCACCAACUGAAGAAAGAACUUGGUGUAAUUUAAAGCUUGAUUCUUUACCUUUGGUAGUUGGUACCCACUGUCUGUUUAAAACCUUUCUAAGUGUAGAUACAUGUAUAUACCAUAAAAGUAACCUGAUCUUUCAUUCCAAAGCGGCUAGCAAGUAGUGUAUAGUGCGUAAUGGAACCCAUUUUCUGAAGAUAACCCUCAGUCAUGAUUCAUUAUGUCUUUGAUUGCACCGAAAGAGUGAGUUUUCUCCAAGCGUAUAGUUUAACUAUACUGGAUUGGUCAAAAUAUCACAAGGUUGUUUAUGUUUUAAGGGCUCAUAACGAAAGGAACUAUAUAUUAAACAGUAAUCACAAAUUUACAUAAUCGCUGUGCUUUAAUAGAUCUACUGGCUAUGAUAAUGAUCAGACUUGGAACUGCAAACUUAACAGUUGUCGUGAUUAAAUUAACUUAUAACUAAAGAAGGCUUAUAUACAUUUAUGAUUUGGUAUGUAUUAUGUCUAGUCUUAUGUCAUGUGUUUUUAUACACUGAUAUGAGUUUACAAUUCUUAAUCUUUUUUGUGUUUAUAUAUUUGUACUAUUUUUUUAUAACAAAGGGAUUAGAUAAACGUGUGAUUUGGAGAUAGUGGGAAAAAGUUAACAAACAUUAAUGGGAAGACAACAUAAAAUAAACAUAGCCUUCAUUUACUGAGUGCUCCUGAGGAGUAAUGAAAAACUACCCCCGCAUCCGUUGGAUCUACUUAAAACCGCACUUCCGUACGGGAGAAACAAGUACGAAACAAGAACAGUACAUUAAUUUGGGUUUUUACCCAUACAUCGAUGUGUGUUAGCACUGUAUACUCAGUACUCGGUAUACAGU
Asterias rubens (European starfish) is the source of this 1919-nucleotide messenger RNA. Its product is annotated as uronyl 2-sulfotransferase-like. Gene Ontology annotation, cellular component: membrane. Lineage: Eukaryota; Metazoa; Echinodermata; Asteroidea; Forcipulatida; Asteriidae. The transcript has 8 exons. Bases 41 to 1099 code for a protein of 352 amino acids. The record is from RefSeq and is a predicted model, not a curated record. Gene Ontology annotation, molecular function: sulfotransferase activity.